CGAAUAAGCCUAAUUUUAUUGAUUUUUGAGUGAAUCGUAGCGGGUAGGCGGGUCAGUCUAGUGAAUUUAAUGUAAUUGAACUACUCACAAUUAAUCAAAAUAAUGGCAGCGGUACGAAUAAUUAACGACGAUCGUCAUUUCAACGGCGAGUUGACAAAUGCCGGGCAAAAACUCGUCAUCGUAGAUUUCACAGCGAGUCGGUGCGGACCUUGUCAGAGAAUCGCCCCGAUAUUCGAGCAACUGUCCCUCAAGUAUCCCAAGGCGGUGUUUCUGAAGGUGGAUGUGGACAAAUGCACGGAUACCGCCUCGAUAGAGGAUGUCAGAGCGACGCCUACCUUUGUCUUCUACCGUAGGCGUACGAGACUGGGCCACUGUCAAGGCGCAGAUCCAGUGAUAUUGGAAUCCAAGAUCCAGCUCAUUCAGCAGUUCUAUGGCAGCGGUGAUGCCGACGACGCAAACAACUCGGGUAGGGCAAAUUCCCUACCCAGCCGAAACACUGUACGAAACACUGAAAAAGCCUACUAUCAUAUCUUUGGAAUGAUUUUACUCGUCACGGUUCUGUUUUUUCUGGAAUAAGUAUGAAU
Messenger RNA from Mycetomoellerius zeteki, 584 nucleotides. RefSeq names its product thioredoxin-like. The transcript has 3 exons. Lineage: Eukaryota; Metazoa; Arthropoda; Insecta; Hymenoptera; Formicidae. Bases 103 to 576 code for a protein of 157 amino acids. The record is from RefSeq and is a predicted model, not a curated record.